CAACGCUCGUUCAUGCGAGCGUGUCAUCAAUGAUCAGUUUUAAAUGGACCUGCUUUUAGAGACAAACUUCUGUUACACAGAAAUUUACAUCCUUUUGAAUUAUUUUGACCUGAACAGAGUUUGUUUAGAAUUAGACGGUAACGAAUUCUUCAAGUGGAUCAUGGAUUUCAGAUCCGGAAAACUUCCAAAUUCAAGAUGAAGAAUGUCGAAUGUAAAAUAUCCCCGCAGUUUCUUUCCUUGUUACGUUUGUGAACGACUCUACACUCUGCAUUCUCUGAAAUUUCACACACCUCGAUGUCUGGCUCGCUGGCGAGCUGAAAACGAAAAGAAACCUCUGUAUGAAAGAGAAACAACUCCCGUCGACUAUACAGAGUGGCCAACAACGGAGGAGGGGCAACAAGAAUUUACAUCGUGGCAAAAUCAAUAUGAAUCUGAAGAGGACGACAGACCACCUGAACUACGACCAGGAACUAGAACUCUCUUGAAUCCAACACCCAACAUCGUACAUCCUGUGAUAUCUCCUCUUAAGAAAGAAAAAAAACAACCUGCAACAAUACAAGAGCAACCCAAAUCAAAGUUAAAUAAUCAGCUUCUUUUACGAGCAAGAAAUAACGCAGAAGAGAACGAAACGAUCAAUAAACGCCUCGGCAACCGGACCAAAGUUUCUUCGUCGUGCUGUGGGCUGACCAUCCCAAACGGACUGUCCAGUAAGCUCUCUCCGCGGAACAAGAUACGCAGUUCACGGAGGGAACUGCCGCGCUCGAGACCUACUAGAAUAGAAAGGAAGCCUGCCAGAGAUUCGUUUCCAAUGACUGAUGAUCUACUGACACAGCAGCGAUCGGGUCGCCUGCCCAUCCGAGUGUAUAAACCUGCGCCUCGACUGACCGAUCGCAAUAAUAACAACCGAGCAUUUGACCGAAAGAUGACUAUAGGAGAGACAUCCCGUGAAGUAUCGGAUAAAGGAGGGACGCAAAGAGGCACAGAAUAUCAAACUUGUAAGAUGUGCGGAAAGCAGGUAGAGCUGACUAGAUUUAAAGCUCACGAGACGAAUUGCUUGAAGGUGAGUUACCUUCCUCUUAUCGUAAAAUUUAACGAGAAAAUGGACAGUAACUUAAAAUUAGAUUGAAAUUACAGUCAGUUCCUCAUUAACCGGAU
Stegodyphus dumicola is the source of this 1155-nucleotide messenger RNA. RefSeq lists its product as uncharacterized. NCBI's taxonomy places the organism in Eukaryota, Metazoa, Arthropoda, Arachnida, Araneae, Eresidae. The record is from RefSeq and is a predicted model, not a curated record.